Molecule: messenger RNA, 516 nt
Organism: Fragaria vesca subsp. vesca
Lineage: Eukaryota; Viridiplantae; Streptophyta; Magnoliopsida; Rosales; Rosaceae
Product: pentatricopeptide repeat-containing protein At5g46100-like
Exons: 2
Coding region: 1-516 (171 amino acids)
Molecular function (GO): protein binding
Source: RefSeq, a predicted model, not a curated record
AUGGAGGACACUAGUCUCCCCAAUUCUUCAGCCGAUGACCUCAAGAAACAUGUGAUGAAGGUUUUCGAGGAGGCCACCGAAGACCGUGAGGACCUUUCCUUGAAAGGAAUGUUUGACUCGAUCAGGGACUACGACUCCCUUAACAACCUUGCUGAUGAAACCAAAGAGCUCUUUAAGCCUCAGCCUGAGUCGGGCAUUCUCACUGACGUUGCCGUCUUCACUAUUGUCAUUUGGGCCUACACCUAUGUCGACAAGACCGAGGCUGCUCUCAAGGUAUACCGCCAGAUGAUAGCCGCCAGCGUCUCCCCCACUUCUUACACAUACAUUAUACUCAUUACCUCACUUGCAACACACUCGUCUAUUGAUGUCAGUUUUCUUGGGUAUGCCAAGAAGUACUUUUUGGAAAUGUUGGAUAAGGGGAUGAAGCUCCAUUCUGCCACCUACACCACUGUGUUAGAUGCCAUUGCCUGCCGUGAGUCGGCAGAGAAGGCCAGGGAGUUUGUUGAGCAGAUAUAA